AUCACGACUAUGUCUGGCGAGACAGCGGUAUCCCUUUCGUAUGACUUGAAGGUGCCCAGCGGAACACAAGCGCCUCAAGGCCUUGCCCCUCAGACGAGCCACUCCUUCCCACUAGCAGACACUAGCGAGAAGGUCGAUCUGAAGACGUACUACGCCGCUUUGCGCAACUCAUUGGCCGCUGCUCGCGAUAAAGCUGGAGAGGAUCUGACGAGAUGGAGGGAUGCCGUUGGACCAGCAGAGGCAAGCAAGGAGGGCGGAAAGAGGGUCAAAGAGGACGAGGACGAAGAUGAAGAGGCUGGGGAGGGUAUGGAUGAAACAUAACAAGAUGAUUCUGUACAGAUGCGCUGAUGAUGUCAUUCAAAGUGCCAACCGACCCCUUCGUCACUGAACUUGAGUCACACGGCUUAACUCAUCUCACACGAGGAGAAAGCUAUAAUGGAUGCGUUCAUUUAUGCUACAGUGCCUUCACAGUGCGGGCUAUGCAAUGUUUAUGAUACAGUUGUGUUAAGC
This is a messenger RNA of Coniophora puteana RWD-64-598 SS2, 510 nucleotides long. RefSeq lists its product as uncharacterized. The coding region runs from base 10 to 321 and encodes 103 amino acids. The transcript is spliced from 2 exons. Lineage: Eukaryota; Fungi; Basidiomycota; Agaricomycetes; Boletales; Coniophoraceae. The record is from RefSeq and is a predicted model, not a curated record.